Messenger RNA from Aspergillus ochraceoroseus IBT 24754, 1639 nucleotides. RefSeq lists its product as uncharacterized. Bases 1 to 1179 code for a protein of 392 amino acids. Lineage: Eukaryota; Fungi; Ascomycota; Eurotiomycetes; Eurotiales; Aspergillaceae. The record is from RefSeq and is a predicted model, not a curated record. The transcript is spliced from 4 exons.
AUGGACCCAUACAUCCCUCUCCCAGAUUCCAGAAGAAGAUCCCAAGCCCGCAAAAGAACAGAUCCAAACACAAUUCCAGGUCCAGGUCCAGGUCCAGGCCCAGCUCGUACCCCCUUAAUCUCCCCAGUGGACCUGACAGUAUCCAACAUCGACCGCGACUUCACCAAGUAUCUGGAUUUGAAAAACGAGUACCACCACGAGUUCAUCACGCGGUUUCGCGACCACGGCGAGAACACCGGGUACGCAUGGGAAGAAAUUCGGGAUUCAGCGAAUAUCCGGGGGAUCUGCGUGGAUCGGUUUCUAGAUACGUAUGGGAUGCAGUAUUGGGGGACGCCUGAGAAUCGAGAGAUGUAUCUAUUGCCUGAUUCGUUGGCGCAUCCGGAGAUAAUCUUUACGUUUCCUGAGAGGAGGGAUAAGGAGACAUCACACAUACUUCGCAAACCGAAGCGUAAAGCCAACGACGAGAUCACCUACAUUAAUGAAAGAAAUCCGGGAUCUCGGCGCCCUGAGAAGCAGAUGUCUUCUCGGACAAUCCAAAACCCACGGAAAGAGAAAGCGUCAGAACAAGAAGAGAGAAUCAUGGUCCCACCACCACCGGCACCACCAGCCAUGUCUUUGCUUCCCGCCCCUGUGUCCCUCCCUAAAGCUGAAACUAAAGCAAGCUCAAGCCCGAUCCAGACCCCAGAAACCCCAGUGCGGUAUGAGAACGAGACAUACUUCCUCGUUAGGGCAUCGCAUCAGCUCGACGCAGCACCGGCCUGGGUGAAAUACAAGGAGUUCGACAGCGCGGCGUCGUUCCUGACGCAAAUGGGCCAGGAAUGCGGGCUGCCGACCUGGCGGAGCGCGAAUGCCCAACUCGCGGCAGAGCUGGAGGGGUCUCCUCCUCUUGCCGGGGUCAUGGCAUCAGUGAAGCUUGAAUGGACGGACGAUGAGGUGCUUGUUCGAUGGGGCAGGGACAGUGAUCUGGAGAUCAUUGCUGGGCAGGUGCGCAGGGCUUGGUUGGCGAAGGACCUUGGGUUUCGCUGUAUCCAGUGCUUUAAGAUUGCGGUUUUGUUGCAUGUUCGGGAUUGGGAUUGGGGAUUGUCACGAUUGGGUCAUAACAUCGGGUUCUUAUUCGACUGGGAUAGAUACUUAGUUUACCAACGAACCAUGGAACAAGAGCGCCAUGUACCCCGCUAGUCUUACCGGAGUGACUGUCGAUCUCGUCAGGGGGUUUGAAGUUGCCCCGGACUUCGUCGGGCUUUCGGGGAGCAUCGAAUAUCCAAAUUUCCUGGGAUCUGCUUUGUUGCUUUGUUGGGUUAAGCGGUUGUUCAUCUUCCUCUCGCCUGCGGAUGAGUUAUCGUAUGGCAUUCCCCGAUAACUAACUAUAGGUUGGUGCUUUGCGUAUUCUUUGCAUGAUUCCCGUUGCGGUCCGCUUACUUUGGUCCAGCGUGCCGUAAAAUUUCCCGAUCAACGCGUCACUUGGCAGGGGAAGUGAACAGGACGAAGUCAUUCUGAUAUAGCCCAUUUAUAGGAGGAGAAGGAGGAGUCAAUGUGCUGGAUUUCUAGAUGUUGAGGUUAUUUGGAGAGAGAGCGGCGGGGAUACUUCUACAGAGUCCAGAGGAAGUGAGUGAAUGUCAUCAGAAUAUCUAUUAACUAU